This is a messenger RNA of Spizellomyces punctatus DAOM BR117, 891 nucleotides long. RefSeq names its product thymidylate kinase. Gene Ontology annotation, biological process: dTTP biosynthetic process; dUDP biosynthetic process; dTDP biosynthetic process. The record is from RefSeq and is a predicted model, not a curated record. Gene Ontology annotation, cellular component: mitochondrion; cytosol; nucleus. Lineage: Eukaryota; Fungi; Chytridiomycota; Chytridiomycetes; Spizellomycetales; Spizellomycetaceae. The transcript has a single exon. Bases 23 to 679 code for a protein of 218 amino acids. Gene Ontology annotation, molecular function: dTMP kinase activity; ATP binding.
UACUUACCAACACCCAUUCAGCAUGCUGGCAAAUAUGCCGCGUCGGCGCGGCGCUUUAAUUGUCUUUGAAGGUGUCGACCGUUCAGGAAAAUCAACUCAAACUGCACUCCUCACGCAAAACCUCUCUUCCCACCAAAUUCCGUCCAUCCUCCGCCGCUUUCCAGACCGAACCUCAACCACAGGCGCCCUUAUUUCAUCGUACCUGAGUUCUACUAGCGAACCCGAAUUAAGCGACGAAGCGAUACACUUACUGUUCUCCGCAAAUCGAUGGGAGGCUGUGAAAGAGCUGGAAGACGCUCUGUUGAAUGGCACAACAGUUAUUGUCGACAGAUACGCGUACUCGGGUGUCGCUUAUACUGCAGCCAAAGGUCUAGAUCUCAACUGGUGCAAGGGACCAGAUAAAGGCCUGUUGACGCCGGACCUGGUUAUUUAUAUGGAGAUACCUAUUGAAGUUGCUGCAACAAGGGGUGGAUUCGGUGGGGAGAGGUAUGAGAAGAUCGAGUUCCAGGAAAAAGUCCGCGGUUGUUUUAAGCAACUGAAAGAACAAGACCCGACUUGGAGAGUGAUAGAUGCCGAUAGACCCGUAGAGGAGAUUCAAAAGGACAUAGUUGGCACCGUUCUGGAAGUGAUCGAGCGAGUAAAAGAAAUGCCUAUUGGACAUGAUUUAUGGUCUAAAUGAAGCGCUGGUUGGCUUUUGUCGAUCAAUCGCGAGACCAGCUCGCCUGUGGCCGUGGGGGGUUUUUUUUUGUUGUGUAAUACAGAUUGAGAUUUGAUCUCGCUAUGCCAUUAAUGGCUCUUCCAAUUUCGGUUCAGCUCGCGCCUUAGCAAUUUUGGAUAUCUUCGCAUGUUCCGCCGCUAUAAAAUGUCAAUAAUAACUACCUCAUUCUAUCA